AUGGAGAGACAAGUGAUUUUGAUUUUACUCUUUGUUCUAACCUUCUCUUAUUCUUUGUCUACGGGAGAACUUAAAGCAGGUAAGCCAUUAUCUAUUGACGUACACUCGAUGCAGUUGCUCUAAAGGAUGUACUAAAAGAUUUAAAGAGAAAAUACUGUAGAGAUGGAUCGUAGGGAAAGUUACUCAAGUGCAAGCCCUUUUAGCGAGAAGUGCCUUUAAGUCCUUUAAAGGGGCUCAUGCACAUUCAUCAAAGCAUCGGAUUAUAAAUUUAUCCUUAAUUCCCUAGAAUGUUACCGCUUUAGAAGAAAACUGUUGGAACCGUAAUCUAUUCAUGCCAUUUCUUUAUCGUGAUACAAUGGCGUUGUAGGAGGCCCUAUAUUGUUAACUCCUUAUUUUAAUAAAUAGUUGAACUAUCCAUGAUAAAAAUGCUUUCUUUUUAAUUAGAUCUUGCUGAGGAAAUUGAAGAUUUACUAGGUAAUUUUUCUUUUAUUUCCAACGAGCAUAUAUAGUAGUGGUUUGGUGACUCACUCGUAAAUCCAAAAAACGUAAAUAAAAUAUAUUACCUGGGGAAGGUUUCUAGAUCGGUUAUUACUUCAACUGCUAAAAACUUGAGAGCAGAUGUAUUUUGCAAUGAUUAAAUAGUCACUAACUGCUCAUAGUCUGAUAUCUAAUUAUCUCGGUUAUAAUAGGUGAUAUCGACUCAUGAACGUACAAUUCUCUUUUUUCUAAAACGUUUUGGAACAUCUUUCUUUCUACUUUAUGCAUUUCAGAUAGCGUGCAAGAUGAGAGCAACGCAUUGAAAGGUAUCACUGUUCUUUUAAGAGUACCUUUACGUGUGUUCAGAAGGAAAGAAUAAGGAAUACAUUUAAAAUGAAAAUUAUUGAAAAUUAACGAAAAGUAAUCUAUCCCUUCAUAAUUACGUGCGAUCACAUAUAUUUCCUGGAAUCCUUUGCGCAAGAUGAAUACACCGAUAGAGUUGUCGAAACGUAGGUAAAACGAGUAUUCGAAACGAACCUUGUUUAGUAGAAUAAAUAACGGUCAACCCUAUCCAAUUUUGCUUUUCAAUAGAUUUUCUGUCCUCGUUUCAUUCAUUUCACCCCCUUUUUUAUUAUCCCAUUUCUUAUUUAUGUUUUAUAAUCCCUUUAAAGCGUUGCUUUCAAUUUUUUAUUCAUGUAGGAUGCUACGACAAGUCGAAAUAUUGGUGCUUAAAAUUUUCAAAUUACUGCUCUCAUAUUUUUGUGUCAACCUCUUGUCCAAAAACCUGCGGCCGAUGUUCAGGUAUGCUUAUAUCUCCUUUAAACGAAAAAUGCAGAAGGAAACAGGUUUUAAUAAGGACAGAAAGUCUCUAUCAGUUUUCUUAUUCUUGAACGAAAAAGGAAAAAAAAAAAGGAAAAAGAAAAAAGCCCAUAAGGAUAAGUCCAAUCCAUGUAGGAAAAGCAUGACGAGACGAUAUGCUUGGGUACACAGGGAAUAAGAGAGAAUUAGGUUAUUGGUUUUGGCUUCGUUGUAAUUCCGCAUCUCGCAGGAUUAUUACAUGAAAUCCCCUUUACGUCUCGUUGGGCUUUCUUGUUCACUGAGGCGUUGCUUAGUUUUAAAGGAUCAAUCGGAAAAAAUUAUUUCAGUAGUAUACAUGUCGUUGGAUCGCAAUGCCUUCAGCUUUACACGUUUAAACUAAAGCAAUCAACUGUGGAUAUUGAAAGCGAUAUUCUUUGUUUUACAGAUGGAGGUACCUGGAGCUCAUGGAGUCCUUAUAGUCCAUGCUCUAAAUCAUGCAAUGGCGGUUAUCAGUUUAGAUCUAGGAAAUGUAACAAUGCCUCUUCAGUUCAGGGUAGAAGUGCUUGUUCAGGACCUUCAAUGGAAACGCAGAUUUGCAACCAAUUUGUACCGUGUUCAGGUAUCCAUGGAAAAAAGAAAAAUAAAGCCACUAUUAAAAUGGAUAACUUUGAAAUCAAUAUUUAUGAUUGAAUAACUUAAACAGAAACUAGGGAAAAGCGUUCCGAGGUAUAAUUACAGAUCGAGAUCGCUCGAGAUAUGCUUUUUUUAAUUAUUAUUUAGUUUAACUUCAGCUCUGAAUUCCUCAUCUUAGAGGAUUAAUUUUCGAUGAAUGCAUGGCCGUUAAGUCUGAGGAGACAAACAUAUCAGCGGUGGAAGUAGACGCCGUUUUAGCAUGCUUGCUUAUACGUAUCACCAAACCGUAAUUCUUCAUUCGGAAAAUCGAUUUCCUCUUUCCCCGCUAUCUUUUGCUAUAUCCUUAUAACUUUGCGAUGAAAUGUCUGAGGUCUGAUGUCUUACGGCUGGGAGAAUAUGGGCAGAAACAGGCUAAUCUAUUACUUUUUAAGGCAUUGCCUAAUCAAAAGAAAACAUAUCCCAAUAAGUAACAGUGUUAAUCAAAGCCGAAUUUUCCCCAUGUUUGUUGCAGUUGGUGCCCCGUUAGCUGCAAUGGAAUCGGCAGAAGGCAGAUGGGCAGCUUGGGGUCCAUACACCACUUGCAGCAAGUCCUGUGGAGGAGGCACGCAAUCAAGAAUACGCAAAUGCGUCGACCCAUCUCGUUCACAUAGUUUAAAGACAUGCAAAGGGGCAUUUAGACAACGUCGCCAGUGCAACCUUAAUCCCUGUCCAGGUAAAAAAAAAAACAAAAAUUCAAAACAAAAACAAUACAAAAAAAGUCAGCCACUAUGCAUCAACGCAUCACGAACGAUUUAAGACGUUUAAUAUCUCAGUGUAUGUUUAUUAUUGAGUGGACAAAGAAAUCGAUAACAGGAAAAAUCGUUUAGCUGAUGUCCGUUUGGGUUAAAUCAUCAUUUUCUCUACUGUCAAUGCCUUUCUAGUGCAAGAUGCAGACGGAUUAUCCUUUCAUUAACAUUUGUUUAUUUAUGUGUGUUAAUUUGUGUCAGUUGAUGGUGGUUGGGCGUCAUGGGGACCCUAUGGACCAUGCAGCAAAAGCUGUGGUGCAGGAGUGCAAUAUAAAUAUCGGAAAUGCAAGAACCCAGCACCAGAACAUGGUGGAAAACGAUGUGCAGGACAUUAUAAGAUGUCUCGUCACUGCAACGCAGGAGUAUGUGCAGGUGAAUAACUGCUCCUGUAAUUAUUUAUGUUUGUGGUCGGUUCUCUCUAUCGAUAAUUAGUGAGCAAGUAAUUACCUUACCGUUUCAUCGCACUCUUAAUUCUGGUUUAAUUUCAUUAUGAGAAUUGCCCACAUGUUGGUGAGCAGAGAGAAAAAAUGUUACCAGUUGGCCAUCGUAUUUCAUCCCAUUGGCAGAGUGGGGAGAAUCUGUCAGACUUUUAUCAAAUACCCUCAUUUUUGCGACUAGUUGAUGCCAUGUAGUUUUCCUGGGGAGAAUGUAAUCAGGUUGCUAAGAAUUAUGUAAGAAAUAACCUAGAAAAAAACCCUAGCCCUUCGAAUAGUUGUGUAGCUGCACUCGGUAGAGAGCAUCGGUCCGCAAAAUCCCGCUAAAAAAAUCCCCAAAAUCCUAAAGAGUUUGGCUCGAUAUAGCUUCUAGGAGGAUCAGAUUGUUUUUAUUUAUCGAGGCUAGAGACAAGAUGAAUAAAAGCGUUCCUUAAAUGGUUAACAUUGCUUUUCUGUGACAAAAAUGUAAGACCAUGAAAUUAUUUUUUUUUUUCUUUACACCAGUUGAUGGUAACUGGUCUCUAUGGAGUGGUUUUGGAAUGUGCUCCAAGACUUGUGGAGGAGGCCUAAAACACAGGACCCGCCUUUGCAAUAGCCCACCUCCUAACAAUGGAGGAAAAAGCUGUCAAGGGCCUUCGCGAGAAACGGUAGAUUGCAACACACAUCCAUGCUCAGGUAAAGUGUGAACUCAUCACAUACAAAAAAUUACCUUUCCUUAUAAAUUCAGAUACAAUUUAGACUUCAUCAAUUUAAAUUAUGGUACAAUCUUGGAAUUGGAAGCAUAAAUCCGCAUGAAAUAGCGAUCACGGUGAUAUAUUUUAUGAGAACAUAUAAUUGCAUGCAAUGAUGUUUUCAAAUUUAGUUGAUGGUAACUGGUCUCCAUGGAGUGUUUUCGGACGAUGUUCAAAAACGUGUGGAGGAGGGCUGAAGUUCAGAACCCGCAGUUGCGACAGUCCACCACCCAGCAAUAGAGGAAAGAAUUGUCCAGGACCAUCUCAGGAGGCGAUGGAUUGCAACACACAUGCCUGCCCUGGUAACUGCGGAGCAAACUGAUUUUUAUCAUAAACAUUUGAAUGCAUUUUUUUUUAACUUGUCGUUACCUGCGGAUGUGUGUUGCGGUGGCCCUCUGUGGUAUAUUUGUCUAGCAUACUGAAAGCAACAACAGUUACACCGUUUCCACCAUGCUCUAAUCUUUUCUUUUACUUGGAUUUUCAUAUCAAUACGGUUUUCUCUUUCUCCUUUUUCCUGUGCCAGUGGACGGUAAAUGGUCUCACUGGAGUAGCUUUGGAGGUUGUACAGCAACUUGCGGAGGAGGUUUCAGGUACAGACGUCGGAAAUGUGACCAUCCUGCACCGGCUAAUGGAGGCAAAAAGUGUCCAGGAGCAUCUUUCCAAUCAAUUGGCUGCAAUGUACAAGCUUGUCCAGGUUAAUUUUUUAAAAGUUUUUAGAAUUAAAAUUCAAAAAACAGGUAGUAGCAUUAUUGGUGAUGAUAAUGAUGAUCAUAAAGUUAUUAACAGUGUUGAUAUUGAUUACAGAAAUAAAAAAAUAAGCAACAUUUUUUUUAACUUUCAAGACUUCACCAGUUACCAUGAAUCGCCAGACAUAUUGAAGUUUGUAAGGCUUGCUAUAAACGUACAGCUUUGAACAGUGUAUGAGACACUGACCACACAAGGAAAAAGGAAUGUAUUUAAAAAUUUAUUGCAAAACUAUUUGUUAAACAACGUUUUACCCACCACGACAUUGUUUCAGCAGAGAAAAUCCUACAGACGUCUGUAAUUAUGGCCAGUUUCAGAUCUUUAUUCCUCUGAUGAUUUGACUCACUUUCGAACCGGUUGACAAGUAUCAAGGAAGGAGGAUCUUUAGCUAAAACUGAAUAUUGAACCUUGGAACCUUAUUAUGAAAUAGUAACUGAAUUUUUGAAUGUAAUUGAUUAUUUGUUUAAACAAAUUCGAAGUGAUCGAUAUAACAACACCUUAUAUAAAGAGUGGAAUAAAGGAAAACACUUUGUCUUCUCGAUGUUUAUAGUUGACGGCCACUGGUCUCCGUGGAGUAGAUACGGAAGGUGCAGCAAGUCAUGUGGAGGAGGUUCUCAACACAGAACCCGGACGUGCAACGAUCCGCCACCAGCAAACGGCGGAGCUCGCUGUAGAGGACCGAGCAAACAAACAAGAAGGUGUAAUUCACAUCCUUGCAAAGGUUAGUAGCAGCUGGAAGAUGGAAUGAAGAAGCACAAGCCUCGGAGGCAAAAAGAAAAAUCAAAAGGAGGAAUCAAUCAACGGGAUAUAUGCCAUGAAACCCCUAAAGCCCACUUUAAAAGCUUUCACGCUAGUUAUUGGUUUUAUUUUUACCACAAUUUUCUCAUUAUUAAUGCCUAGUCGUGUUCUUUACAUCGAAGUAGCAAUUGUUAGUGAGUAAGCUUGGAGAGCUGUAGACUUCAAAGGGCAGAAACAGAGAAUGUGCGUCAAAAUCUAUAGACGAAAAGUUGAUUCCGUGAAAGCUGCCGUGACACACCGACUUUACUUAUAGGUGCGUCAUUUUCGUUCUCUUAAAGCGAGUAUCAUUAACUUUUUCUUCGAUCUACUUAGUUGAUGGUCACUGGUCUCCUUGGGGUAGGUACAGUAAAUGUAGCAGGUCAUGUGGGGGAGGCUCUCAACACAGAACCCGGACGUGCAACAAUCCGGCACCGGCGAACGGUGGAGCAGGCUGUGGAGGGCCGGGAAAACAAACAAGAAGGUGCAAUUCGCGUCCUUGCAAAGGUUGGUAAUAUGGUGUAACGAGGCCCUGACGUGCGAAAAAACACACACACACAAAAUAAACAAAAUCAAAACGUAAAAUUAGUGAACGGUGGUUCCAUAAUUGUUGUCCAAUUGUGCUCCCUACAUUGAGUAAGCGAUUUCUAGUGAGUAAGUAGGAAGAGUUGUAGUUUUAAAACGGCGUAAAUAGAGAAUUCGCUUAAAAUCAUUCAGGAAAGGUAUUUCCGUGACAAUCGGACACCGUAACUCUAAGUGUUUCAUUUUUGUAGUAUUAACGUGAGCAUUAUUUACUUGUCUUCAAUCUGUUUAGUUGAUGGCCACUGGUCCCCUUGGGGUAGAUAUGGUACAUGCAGCAAGUCUUGUGGGGGAGGCUAUCAAUACAGAACUCGCAAUUGCAACAAUCCGCCUCCAGCAAACGGUGGAGCAGGAUGUCGAGGACCGAGCCGAAGGUCACGACGCUGUAACUCACGUUCUUGUAAAGGUAAAGAAAACCUACAAACCCGCCAUGCAUAUCAUAUAUGUGCCCUAAAAACUAUUAUCAAUAGACACCUAUAAAAUAAAUGAAUAAAUGAAACAAUGAUGGCAGGGGAAAUACUACGUUUAAAGCUAGUCUUAAAGCUUUCAUCCAAAAUUAUUUACAUCAUCUAUAUCUCCUCUUUUACUUACUGGUAGGAAAUAAUUACUUACUCUCCAUUGUAUGAUAUGCUUCUGCUGCUGCAUAAUUUGGGACGAUUUGUAGGUUUAGAGGAAGCUGCCCGAAGUAAGCCACUGAUUUAAUUUAGAAAAUUGUUUGGUAGGAGUUUUUGUCCGGUUCUAGAUAAGUAAAUAAUUUCCUCCAGUAAAAUAUUGCAAAAUUUGUCAAUUCUAUCCUUAAUUUGUGUAGUGGACGGUCAUUGGUCUCCAUGGAGUGGAUACGGCAGAUGCAGCAAGUCAUGUGGAAGAGGAUAUCAAUACAGAACUCGCAAGUGCAACAAUCCGCCACCAGCAAACGGUGGUAAAAGGUGUAGAGGAUCGAGCAGACGAAAAAGGAGCUGUAAUUCACAUCCUUGUAAAGGUGAGAUUGGCUGAUAUGAUGCGAUACAAGAAUGACGGCAAAAAGAAUACGAAAGACGCAAAGUACGCCGAUGUAUUUUGUUUCUGAUUAUUUUCAUUAACAGGCAGUGAUAGAAUGUCUGUUUCGUAACACUACUCAGUAAAGAAUGCUAACCUAUCUUAACAUCGUACACAAUGUGUCUUGUAUUUAAGAGACUUAAUUUUACUUCCUGAAAGAAAGAAGUUUCAGUUUCAAUUGAAUGAUUGUUUGUUUGUUUUUUUUAUUAUUCAUGAGGCACAACCUCUUAGGCUCCACUGAUCUCGCAUGUGAAAAGCAUAUCUCGCAUUCUUUUCAUUCUAUCUCCUGUAUUUGCAGUUGAGGGCGGUUGGUCUAACUGGGGUCCAUACAGCAAAUGUAGUCGCACGUGUGGGUCGGGAGGCACGCAAACAAGAUAUCGCACGUGCUCCAGCCCGCAUGCUUAUUAUGCAUACGGUGGCUCUUCAUGUCGAGGAUACUCCAAACAAACUAGGAAAUGUGGGGGUAACAUUCCUUGCCGAAAAGGUGAUACUAGUUUUGUCACUGCUCAUUAAUCGAUGAAUGAUUCAAGGGAGAAGUAAUUAUCAAUGGCUUAGAGAAUGACCAAGAGUUUUCCCAAACGUUUUGGGGCCUUGCAUGCUUAUGUCUUUAUUUUUUUGUAUCAAAAGGAAAGACGACUAAAAAUUUUCCCUUACUACAAGGGACAGCUGUCUAUGGAAGCUACCUGUAAAACAUGUUCGAGAAAGAUGUUUAUAAGUCUGUCUUCUCGGCCUUUAAACUAUCGUGUUCGCCUAAACAUUUAACAGAUAAAUUGUUUAAGGAUUUAGGUUAUUGUAGUUUCUACAGUUGCUGGAGUUGCUCUGUUAUUCUAUUUCAAGCCGUAUAUGUAAUUGUUUCUCACUUAAGUGUUCCUUUUUCUCACUGAACAGUUUGCAGAAAUACACAAAGUCACGGCUAUUGUAGAUGGGUCGUGAUGAGCUACAGAUGUGGUCGGUACUACAAAUAUUGUAGAAAAUCCUGUGGUGCAUGUAAGUAUUAACUUUUGAAAAUAAUUAUUACCAAAAUCAAUGUCUUUGAAAUCGUUUUAUAUGGCAAACUGCUAUGUCUCAGAUGAUGAUCGGUCAUUUUUAAUUUCUAAAACAUUUUUGACAUGAAGUACCAAAUAUAACAAUAUGAAGGGUACAACAUUAUUAUUCUCGUGGCCUUUUUUAAAGGAUCAUUCGAGGAUGUGGUCGAUGAAUAGUCAUAAAAGAAAAUCGUUCUCCUUUUUUUUUUCCCUUUAGCUAAACUACACCAUGACAUCAUACACAAAUUUUGCCUUCACACAGUAAACGAAGACCGCUAAUUCACUCAAAACUAUGCCAAAACAUUUCUACGGAAUCAAAGAUUACAUAUUCAAAGAGAUCUGCAUAUAACUUUGCAGGGGACCAAUCUAUCUCCAUUCAUUCUAUUCACAUACAUGUCUUUAUAGCAGAAACUGCUUAAUGUCUCGCAGGUCGCCACCAUUAAUGCAGAGAAAACAACUCUUUACUAGCGUGGUCUGUGUUUCAAGGUAAUUAUUUUUUUCCGAUUGAUAUAUAUAUAUUUAUUUUAGAAAAUUUAAAAAAUGAUACAAGCAGGAUAGCUUGCAUCUCCCGUUUGAAGAGAAGGAUCCACUUAACCUUUUUUGAAUGUAUUGUUCAAUUACUGCAAUUGAUCAACAUAUUUCACUGAUGUGUUAGCAUCUGAGCACUGUGGUGCGUAGUUUGAUUUCUGACCCUUUCCAGGAAACUUACCUUAAUUUGUUUGAUUAACUUGCAGCAAGAAGUGCAAAGGAAUUUAUGAAUGCUUCGCCGAGGGGCUAGAAGGAGGAAGCUUAUGCCAAUUUCUUGCUGAUUUCAUUAUCAUUGUCAUAAAAGUUUGAUUAAAAAGUGUGUACAUAUGUCAUGUCUUUCCUUACUUUUUUUUAAAUUUGUUCUCUUAUAAAUAGA
Molecule: messenger RNA, 8919 nt
Organism: Pocillopora meandrina
Lineage: Eukaryota; Metazoa; Cnidaria; Anthozoa; Scleractinia; Pocilloporidae
Source: the annotation of a GenBank genome assembly